Bombyx mandarina (wild silkworm) is the source of this 1046-nucleotide messenger RNA. RefSeq names its product serine hydrolase-like protein 2. Lineage: Eukaryota; Metazoa; Arthropoda; Insecta; Lepidoptera; Bombycidae. The record is from RefSeq and is a predicted model, not a curated record. Gene Ontology annotation, cellular component: membrane.
UAAAACAAAUGUAAACAACAUGGACUUUGGAAUGAAAUAUUUUUAUUUGAAUGAAACCUAGAUUAAAAAUUUUACCCUGUAUAUUACAUACCUAUAUAAUUUUAGUAACUGCAAUGAAAGUACUUAAAGAAUGGACGAUCCCAUUGCCUUGGGGGAAAUUAGCGCUCGUAUCCUGGGGUGAUCCACGAGGUGAUCCAAUACUGCUAAUACACGGUCGUCAGGACAGUGUGGCCACCUACAUUCCAUUACUGGAACUGCUCCCGGAUAAAUAUUAUUAUGUUGGAUAUGACAUGCCCGGACAUGGAAAGUCAGAUGCUUUCCCGAUUGGCCUAAAAUUAUCUAGGCUUCAUUUCACGCCCGUUAUAGAAUACGUUGCUAAGCAUUUGGGUUGGACGACGUUUACAUGUAUGGCACAUUCUAUGGGCGGCGAACAAGCCAUGUUCUACAACGCAAUCAAUCCGGGCCAAAUAAAAAAACUGAUUCUCCUCGACGUGGGUCUUUCGUUGCAACGUUUACAAAUGGUGCCGAUGAAUGAAUAUUACAAAAGUUUUUAUGACGCUCACUACGUCGACUACCACAAACAGAUUACCGAGAGGAAAGCUUACAGCAAAGAGGAAGCUUUGAAAGCUGUCGUCAAAGCUAGAGGCGUUAAUAGAGAACAAGCUGAGAUAAUUCUAUCGAGGAACUUGAUUCAAAUCGGAGAUGACAGAUUUGUCUUAUCUUGGGACAACAGAUUGAAAUUACUAGCGCCCUCAAACUAUCCAAAAGAAUAUUACUAUGAAUUGUUCUCCAGAAACUCUCCUCCCACUUUAUUGCUCCAAGCCACCGAAGAAAGAAGGGGUUCAGAGGACAGAAUACAAGCCGUCAAGGAAAUCCUUACCAAAAUGGAGGAGAACUGUGGGAAUUUUCUUAUCGUGUCAGUGACGGGUGGACAUGACGUUCAUCUGACAAAUCCGGAGCGCUGCGCCAAACAUAUCUCCGAGUUUUUGGAUAAGGACUUCGGGAAAUCUAAACUGUGAAUGGAUAUAAAUAAAAUAAUAAACCUA